AUGGAUGAUAUUUGCCAAGAUCAUGCUGAUGCAAGUAUCGGCAACUGCUGCGACUAUUUCGUGCAUUUUGUGUAUGAAAAAAUUAUAGAAAACAAAUAUGAUGUCUUUAAUACCCGAUGGCCUUACAAAAAAACUCAGAAACUCAUUAUAAGUAAUAACUCCGUUAGCGGUAAAAAGCAUAAAUGUAAUGAAAAUUUCUUGACACUGUUAGAUGCGAACUUACUAAAAAUUAAGGAAGCGCUGUAUAACUUUUUACAACAUUAUGACAGUGUGCUAAAGCUAGGUCAGUCAAAAUCAGUAAGAGAUUAUAGCGAUGAAAUAAAGAAAUUCAGAAACAAAUUUUAUGCCAGGGAAAUUACGCUCCUUGAAAGUAAAUGUAAUGACACCUCUAAAAGGUCCACAUUCUUUAAAGAGUAUAAGCAUAAACACCUAUCCGACGAAGAACAAACAACAUAUAUGAAACAAAUUGAUGGCGAGAUUCUCAACAAACCGGUCAUAAACUAUGAUAUUUUUUAUGAAGAAGAUGUGUAUCAAGAAAUGGAACAAAUGGCUGAGAGAAGUGUAAAUUCCAUGCCUGGUAUUACUUAUCACUGUAAUAAAAUGAUAAAUGAUCCUAUUGAAAACGAUACUAAAUAUCUGGAAUAUAUAAAUUAUUGGUUAAACCACAAAUUAAAAAACUAUGAAAGAACUCCUGAAUACUUUAUACAAUUUCUUAAUGAACGUUUAGACAAAAGAUUUUCGGCAUUUGAUGAUUACAACAAAUUUAAGGAAAAGGUAUAUAAUAUGGACAACAAUAUUUACAGUGAAAUGAGCAUGCUGCAUAAUUUGUACCUUAAUUUUAAUAAAAUUAAUAACGAAAUCAUAAGCGAAAAGUUCACAAAAUUUUGGUCCACACAUAAUAACUGUUUUAAAAGUGAUCCCAAAGCUUGUAAACUUGACCAUUCACAAAAAUUGCCAAAAAUUAAAACGUUGGAAGAACAUGAAAGGGAGACGUUUUUGAAAGAAUCCUUACAAUCGUGUGAAUACUUAAGCUCCAACAAUUUAGACAUAUUUCCCCAAUCAAAUAAUAAUUAUGCAGAAAUCUUGAAAGAUUUGUCCGCGGAUAAAGCAAAGAAAAUCUUUGAACGUUAAAUGUUAACUUCUUCUGGUAGUAAUAACUUGACUAAAUUGCUUUGUGCGAAGCUUGAAAAGAAAUUAACCAGUUUAUCUGAUGUGCUCAAAUGUGUAACAUACCCAGAUGAUCAUUGCUCUUAUUUGACAUAUUGGACUUACGAUAAAAUUGUUAAAAUUAACGAAGUAAUAUAUCGUGUUAAUCAUGAACUGGAAAAACAGGGUAAAGGUUGCUUGUAUAAUCUGCACAGCAAUGUUGAUCACUGGAAAGAUAAGAAAGUUUUGCAUGACUAUUUUAUGGUUUUUGAAAACCUAAAAACGCAUUCAUCUUGUAAAAAAAAUAAUAGGAAAAAAUGUUGUGAUUAUGCUAAUCAUAUUAACGGACUAUAUAAAAAGUACAUAAAUGCCAUAACAACUGCGAUUAUUUUAAGUGUGAUCAGAGUUAUAAUCCGUACGAACUUUAUACAAAAUUUGAAUGUGACAAAUUAA
This is a messenger RNA of Plasmodium cynomolgi strain B, 1599 nucleotides long. RefSeq lists its product as hypothetical. Bases 1 to 1131 code for a protein of 376 amino acids. NCBI's taxonomy places the organism in Eukaryota, Apicomplexa, Aconoidasida, Haemosporida, Plasmodiidae. The record is from RefSeq and is a predicted model, not a curated record. The transcript has 9 exons.